AUGACCAGCCGUCGCCCGGCCCUGGCGUCGCGGACAAGGGCCCGGCCAUGCGACAGGCCGACGAUCCCGUCGCGGGCGCGCAGGUCCGAGCGGCCGAGCGGCAGGUCAUGGCGGAGCCGGAUAUUGCCACCCAGCGCGCGGCCGGCGGGAUCGAGCAGCAACAGGCCGACAUCGCCCGUGUCCCGCUGCGCCGACAGGCCUACUGAUCCGCGCCAGCAGGGUGCGGGUCGGGAUCGGCGCGGUACCGCCAUCGCCAUCGCGCUCCAGCAGCAGGUCGCCGACCACAUCGAUCCGCCUAUCGACCAGUUGCGCCACGGUCACCCGGUUGGCGGCCGAUCGACACCCCCUGUCGCCACGGUGGCGACCAGAACAGCAGGAGGACGCCGGCGGUCAGCCCACGGAGCGAGACCCGCCGGACCGCCGCGUCGAUCAUGGCUUCAACGAAUAGCCGAUGCCCCGCACCGUCUCGAUCGGAUCGCUGCCGCCCGCCUCGGUCAGCUUCACGCGCAAGCGGCGGAUAUAGACGUCGACGACAUUGGUCUCCGGCUCGAAUUCAUAGCCCCAGACACGCUCGAUCAGCAUCGCGCGGGUCAGCACCUCGCCGGCAUGCCGCGCCAGUUCGGUCAGCAGCUUGAGUUCCAGAUUGGCGAGCGCGAUCGGCUGGCCUGCUCGCCGCGCGAAAGCUGGUCGGGCUGA
This is a messenger RNA of Acanthosepion pharaonis, 696 nucleotides long. The record is from the annotation of a GenBank genome assembly. Lineage: Eukaryota; Metazoa; Mollusca; Cephalopoda; Sepiida; Sepiidae.